UACUGAAGGACAUCAGCGGAGUCACGAGCUGAAUUCAGAGAUAAUUACAGCACAUGAAAGCGCUGCUUUAGCUAACGGCUGUUUUUAAUGAGUUCAGCUCAGAUAACGAGGCGCUUCAUGAGCUGAAUAAUGUGCUUUGUUCUGCUGCGUCCAGCUCUCUUUCUCCUCAGAGUUAGCAGGACAGUAGAGGCUCAUGGGACAGAUGAUGUUCCUCGUGUUUCUAAUGGUGAUGAACGCUUUGUUCUCUCAGUCGCCGUUGAGUUCCGCGCGGCUCUGGACGGAGGAGUAUGUGCUCAGGACAACAUGAUCAAGUCGCUCACGCUUCCUCCCAAGAAAACCGUCACCUUCCCCAGUGACCUUCAGGAAACACCGGCCAAACCUCAGCUCAUCCACAAACAGCCUCCCGCCCUGCCGCCCAAACCCUUCUCCAGACUGACCAAUCACAGCACAGACUCGUGUCAGCCGCUGAAGGUGUCGUGUCUGCAGGGAAAGCCGUCUCCUCCUCUGCCUCCUAAGAAGCUGAUGCUGUACUCGUCCUCGGCCACGCCGCUCUCGUUCUCUCAGUACAGUCACCCGUCGAACCGUAUCAUCGACGAGCUGCAGAAGGCGCUAGCGCUCGCCAUGCAGAGACUCGACAGCUCUGCGGUUCACGCGGGUCAGUACAGCGCUCCACUCCGGGCCGUGGUGAUCGACUGUGACGAUGAUAAAGAGAACAUCCCCAACGAGUCUGACUAUGAGGACCUGCCCAGCAUGUAUAAAGAUGAAGAGGAGGAUGACGACGAUUCACUCUUUACAAGCACUCUGGCGCUGAAGAUCCUGAGGAAGGAUUCUCUGGCGGUGAAGCUGAGUAACAGACCGUCUCCGAGAGAUCUGCAGGAGAAGAACAUCUUACCUGUACAGACAGAUGAGGAGCGACUGCAGUCCAGACAGCUCAUCGGCACCAAACUCACACGGAGACUGAGUCAGAGACCCACGGCUGAAGAGCUGGAGCAGAGGAACAUCCUCAAACCUCGUAAUGAGCAGGAGCAGAUGGAGGAGAAGAGAGAGAUCAGACGCCGACUCUCACGCAAGCUGAGUCAAAGGCCUACAGUGGAGGAGCUGCGACACGCUAAGAUCCUGAUCUGCUUCUGUGAUUACGUGGAGGUGGCAGACGCUCAGGACUACGACAGACGCACAGACAAACCCUGGACGAGACUCACAGCGGCCGACAAGGCCGCCAUCAGGAAAGAGCUGAAUGAUUUCAAGAGCAAUGAGAUGGAGGUGCACGAGUCCAGCCGCCAUCUGACCAGGUUUCACCGGCCGUAGAGGAGCACCGCUGAUGGACUCGUCACGAGCUGGAUGCCUUCAGCAGAAC
Molecule: messenger RNA, 1354 nt
Organism: Sinocyclocheilus grahami
Lineage: Eukaryota; Metazoa; Chordata; Actinopteri; Cypriniformes; Cyprinidae
Product: phosphatase and actin regulator 1-like
Exons: 9
Coding region: 130-1305 (391 amino acids)
Biological process (GO): cell motility; stress fiber assembly
Molecular function (GO): actin binding
Source: RefSeq, a predicted model, not a curated record